Messenger RNA from Leishmania braziliensis MHOM/BR/75/M2904, 2721 nucleotides. RefSeq lists its product as hypothetical. Gene Ontology annotation, biological process: maturation of SSU-rRNA. NCBI's taxonomy places the organism in Eukaryota, Euglenozoa, Kinetoplastea, Trypanosomatida, Trypanosomatidae. The coding region runs from base 1 to 2721 and encodes 906 amino acids. The transcript has a single exon. The record is from RefSeq and is a predicted model, not a curated record. Gene Ontology annotation, cellular component: small-subunit processome; nucleolus; Noc4p-Nop14p complex.
AUGGCCGGCUCUCGUGCGAGCAACAACACAAAGCUGAUGAAGCGCCAUCAGCAGCAGCAGUCCAACGCACGCGCCAGGUCGUCGGCGAACAGGUUUACGCUUAGGCAGAGCCAGUUUGAGCGGCAGCGCGAGGAGGAGCAAGUGCGAACGCAGCAGCAGCUGGACGCAGGGUGGAGCACAAGUCGUACUGUUGGAGAUGGCCUCCUGUCGCGAGGCAACCGCGGCCGGAGCGCCGGUGGCUACGCUGCACCUGUGGAGGAGGUGAGCGACAUUCCCAACCCCUUCGCGCGUGGUCGAAGUCCCCCUGCAAGUGGGAGUUUCCCUACCACCACCCGCAGUGCAGUCAUGGGGCUUGAAAAGAUGCAGGUGCGCUCCACGCGCACCACCCGUCGCAUCGACCGCUUCAACUUGACCACUAGCGCCGACUCAGAAGCGGCGCCAUCUCCAUCCUCGCUGAUGGGCGUGCGGCGGGCGCGGAAGGACGAGGGGAGUGGUGUGGCAAGUUUCGCUGCUGAUGAUGACAACUCUGCGGCCCCGCCAGCCAAGGUGACGCGAGCGGAGCGCUUUCGGGAGAUGAUCUCGAACAGCAAAGGCCAGCGUGCGCAACUACAGCGCGAGCGUGCGGAGCGGGACACGGCCACUGCUCAGCUCGACGCUGCGCUCAGUGGCGUUCUCCACCUCCUGCCGAGGCGCAACAAACGCGAGGAGGAGCGCGAGGCGUUCGCUCAGUCCGGCACGCCAGAGGUUCGUGCCCUGCUCGACUCGUACCGGCGCGACCACCAGGCGAAGUGUCUCACACUCAAGUCCUCCGGUGCCUUCGAGGUCCGGACGCUGGCGGAAGUUGCCCGAAGCACCGCGUCUCGAUCGGCCGCUGAUCCGACGGCCCGAGAGAGCGCCACGGCGCGAGAUGCGUCGGAAUCGUUUCUCGAUGCGUCGGAUCGCGCAUUGCUGGCGCGUAUCCGCACCGGUGCCGUGCGCUCGUCGGAGGAGGACAAGGACGAAGCGGUGGCGGCGGCCGCUGGUGCCGCUGAGGCGCGCGCUGGCGGCGGUGGUCGUCUGGCGAGCUGCGAUGACUUCGACUUGAUGAUGCACUCCUUUCAGAUGGACCCGCGCCGUGCACACGCUGUCGAUCGCACGCUGACGGAGGAGGAGGAGGCCGCCAAGUUAACUCAGCAAGCGCUGCUGAUGGAGGAUCGGCAGCAGGUACCUUCACUGCACCUACAGGAGCUUGAUCAGACGCAGCUGACACGAGGGGAGUGGGUGGCACAGGGCGGCGCUGUUGCCUUUCACAUGGACGGCAACGCAGAGGACGACAACGCAGAGGACGACAACGUGGAUCUCCCGUCCUCUUUCGAGGGCGACAGCGACGUCAGCAGCGACGGCGGCAAGGCGGCGGCGGCGGUGGAGGAGUCUGAGUUGGAUGGGGAAGAGGAGGACGCUGCCGUGGAGCGCGUUGGCGGCUCUGCCACGCUCGAUCGGCUUUUCGAGCAGCUGGGGCGGGUGUCAGCCGCUGCCGCCGGGGACGUGACGUCGCGGCCGCAGCGGCUGCACGCGCUACUGGGACGGCUACAUCACUACGCGGCGCGUCACGUUGUGGAGGUGACAAAGGCGUUUCGGCUCGUCCUCGUCGAGGCGGAGCGCAGUUUUCUGCGAGGCCCCCGUCGAGGCGGCAUGCGCCAGUCCCUCCUCGUGUACCUCUACGCCAUCUCAAAGAUUUUUCCGGCGUCCGACUACCGCCACGCGGUGAUGACGCCAUUUCUCCUGUUUUUAUGCUCAGCCCUCAUGCAGAUGCGGCUGGACUCGCUCGACGCAGUGCACAGCUACCUGGUCCUCGCCACCCUGCUCCUGCACUGCCUCAAGGCGGGGUGUGGGAGGUUCUGCGCGGAGGUAGUGGUGGCAGCACUCAACGUGCUAGCGCUCCAGCUACCACGUGUGGCACUCGAACCAGCGCGCUACCAGGGCACAGUGCUGCCGAUGCCCCUGCUGGAGCGCACUGAGCAGGCCCUGCUGGUCUCCUCUGCGUCCUUGGCCACGCCGCCAGAGAGCGAUGAUGCCACCGCGCAACGGCCACCAUACCAGGUGGGGUUGUUUGACACUGCCCACUCCCCGGAGCGCCUCCUGCUGUGCGCGUACCGGCUGCUGGAGGAGGUGUGCGACCUGCACCGCAGCACCCCCGCCCUCCCUGUCAUGUGCGUUCGGCCCUUUUUGGCACUGGAUGCGCUGCUGCUGCGGCCGCCGCCGUUGUCGUCAGCGGCGUCGGUGUGGACGCCGUCUACGGCGGUACGCCUCGCCCACGAGGCCCUCGCAGUGAAGAUGAGGGAUGUGGCGAGGCACGUCGAGGCGCAUCGCACGCCGCUUGCCAUGCGCACGUUCCGGCCGCGGCCCCUGCGCCAGUUUGACCCGCUUCUGGCGGAGCGCGAGGGGAAUGCAGUGAAGAACGAAGUCCGCCUGAUGAAGCGCGACAUCCGCGAGGACAAGAAGCGACUGAUACGCCAUCUGACGGCCGAGGCAACCGUGCAGCGGCGGGCGCAGGAGAAGCGGCACGCCGUGGACGAAGCGUUGCGCGAGAAGCGGUACCACAACGUAAUGAGCCAGCUGCAGCAGCAGCAGCACUCAAUGAACAUGGUGGAGUCCCUGAAGGUACGCGCCAAGUCCAAGUCACGCAAGGGCUUAAGUGCUGUGCCCACCACUUCUUCAUCCGCUGACGCGGGCGAGGAAUGA